This is a messenger RNA of Solanum verrucosum, 2083 nucleotides long. RefSeq lists its product as uncharacterized. Gene Ontology annotation, biological process: vegetative to reproductive phase transition of meristem. NCBI's taxonomy places the organism in Eukaryota, Viridiplantae, Streptophyta, Magnoliopsida, Solanales, Solanaceae. The record is from RefSeq and is a predicted model, not a curated record.
UUUUUUUUCCACUUUCUCUCUGCACCUUUAAGAAUAUUAUUUGUAUAAAUAAAAUUAAUUUGGACAUGGGUUCUUGAUUUUGAUCAACUUCAUUGAACCAUUAUAGUGAAGGUUUUUGUUUUUUGAUGGAAGUACCAGUAGGGUUCUUGGCUAAGCUUUGGAGCUUUAUAUCUUUUCUUCCUUUCUUCUUCUUGCUCUUCCUUCUUGGUCUUCUCAAAGGAUUAGUAAUUGGCCCCGUUGUGACUGUCCUCAUAUCAGUUGGGAAUUCAGCAGUUGUAAUUGGGCUAUGGCCUGCACAUUUAAUCUGGACUUACUAUUGUGUAGCAAAAACCAAGAGACUUGGAUGGGUUUUGAAGAUUGCAUUACUGGUUUCAUUGCCAGUUCCUCUGAUUCUUUGGCCCAUAGUAGCCAAUAUUGGGAGUCUUCUAGGUGGGAUAGGGUACGGUUUUUUCGCUCCUUUGAUAGCAACUUUCGAGGCUAUUGGAGAGAGUAUCACUUGCAAGAUCUAUCACUGCUUCACGGAUGGUUGUAUUUCCACUCUUAAAAGGAGCUGCACGGUAGUUCGAGACUUUACAGACUUUUGCUUCCACUCUUAUUUUUCUUAUAUGGACGAGCUUUCUGAGGAAAUAUACCCAGAUGAGAAACCAAUAGAAGUGAAGUUGUCAAAGCUGCCAAGUUGCAUUUUGGUUUCUCUGCUUGCGAUUCCAGUGGAUGUCCCUCUUAUUACAGCUCUUGCUCUUUGGAAGAGCCCAUUCAUGCUGUUCAGGGGCUGGAAGAGGCUACUAGAAGACUUAAUUGGAAGAGAAGGCCCAUUUCUGGAGACGGUUUGUGUACCUUUUGCUGGCCUUGCAAUCUUUUUGUGGCCUUUAGCUGUUGUUGGAUCCGUGGUAGCGUCCUUCUUUUCAAGUUUUGCUCUUGCACUUUACAGCGGGGUUGUGGUUCAUCAGGAAGACUCAUUUCGCAUGGGACUUGCAUACAUCCUAGCAGCCAUUUCCAUAUUUGACGAAUACACAAACGACCUACUUGACAUGAGGGAAGGGUCAUGCUUCAUGAGGCCUAAAUAUAGAAGAAAUAUGAUCUCCUCGGGUGGCCUUGACAGUAAGAAGUUAAUUGAGCAGAGGAAGGAAAAAGAAAAAGAAGGAUCACACAGUUUGAAGCUUGUUUCGCAUGGAUCACGAACGCUGAAACAGGCAAUCCAACAAUAUACGCCCAUGCAGGUAUGGGGUUGGCUCUUUAAAUCCUGUGAGGUCAAUGGCAGAAUACUCCUGCGUGAAGGCUUUAUAGAUGUCAAAGAUAUUGAGGAAUGUAUUGUCAAGGGGGACUGUAAGAAGUUAGGUAUCAAAUUGCCUGCUUGGUCCAUUCUACAGUGUCUGCUUGCAUCCGCACAGUCCGACUCUCUGGGCCUACUAAUUUCUGAUGAAGUGGAACUGACAAAGUCUAACUGGCCAAAGGAUAAAGUGUUUGAGUGGUUCCUUGCGCCUCUCUUAGUCAUUAAGGAGCAAAUAAAAACACUACAAUUAGGAGAAGAUGAGGAAAUUAGUCUGAGGAAGUUGAUAAUGUGUUACAAAAAUGAAAGGCCAGAGGAAUGGGACAACACCGGUUUUCCAUCCACCGAUACUGUGAGGAGAGCACAGUUGCAAGCUGUUAUUAGGAGGUUGCAGGGCAUUGUUGGUUCAUUUUCUCGGGUACCAACAUUCAGAAGACGCUUCAAGAAUUUGGUGAAGGUGUUGUAUUUGGAAGCAAUCCAGACUGGUCUUAUUGCCGAAACUGAUGGUGGAAGCUCAAAAGCUGGAAAUAGAAAUAGGCAUCAAUGUGCAAAGGGGGAUAAGAACAAUACAGAUGAUGACGGAGAGCAAAACGAGCAAAGCAGCCGAGAUGGUGAUAGUAUUGUGUGACCAUUCCUGUUGGUAAGAUCAUGUAAUCUCUGUAGUACUUAGGCAGGUAUUAGCCGAGAAUCGAGAUGGUGAUAGUAUCGCGUACAUUUUCGAUAUUGAAUGAGCUACCUUUUGUUUUAGCUUCUAUAUUUUCUGGUGUAGGAACCAUAGUAAAUGCAGUUUGGCUCUGUGGAGUUGAUUUCAUUUAC